Messenger RNA from Chelmon rostratus (copperband butterflyfish), 1233 nucleotides. Its product is annotated as tiggy-winkle hedgehog protein-like. The transcript has 3 exons. Gene Ontology annotation, biological process: smoothened signaling pathway; protein autoprocessing; cell fate specification. Gene Ontology annotation, molecular function: calcium ion binding; patched binding. Lineage: Eukaryota; Metazoa; Chordata; Actinopteri; Chaetodontiformes; Chaetodontidae. The coding region runs from base 1 to 1233 and encodes 410 amino acids. The record is from RefSeq and is a predicted model, not a curated record.
AUGGUCCUGAUGAGAGUGAUGCCGUGCGUGUCCCUCUGCCUGCUGCUGGCGUCCGUCGGCUCGGGCUGUGGACCGGGCAGGGGGUACGGGAAGCGAAGGCACCCCAAGAAGCUCACACCGCUGUCUCUGAAACAGUUCAUCCCCAACGUGGCCGAGAAAACCCUGGGAGCCAGCGGCAAGUACGAAGGCAAGAUCACCCGCAGCUCGGAGAGGUUCAAAGACCUGACUCCCAACUACAACCCCGACAUCAUUUUUAAGGAUGAGGAGAACACCAACGCAGAUCGGCUCAUGACACAAAGGUGUAAGGACAAACUGAACUCUUUGGCUAUUUCAGUCAUGAAUCAGUGGCCUGGGGUUAAACUUCGGGUCACAGAGGGCUGGGAUGAGGACGGCCAUCAUUCCGAGGAGUCUCUGCACUAUGAGGGCCGAGCGGUGGACAUCACCACCUCAGACCGGGACAAGAGCAAGUACGGCAUGCUGUCUAGGCUGGCUGUUGAGGCUGGCUUUGACUGGGUCUACUAUGAGUCCAAAGCCCACAUCCACUGCUCUGUAAAAGCAGAAAACUCUGUGGCAGCUAAGUCUGGAGGUUGCUUCUGUGGUUCAUCCGUGGUGAUCCUGGCAGAUGGAAGAACUAAACCACUAAAAGAGCUCCGGGUGGGGGACAAGGUGCUAGCCGCUGACCAACAAGGAAAUCUUGUUUCCAGUGACUUUCUUAUGUUCAUGGACCAGGACCGACAGAUUACAAGACAGUUCCGUGUCCUGGAGACUGACGAGCCACGUCGCAGACUGACACUGACUCCAGCUCACCUUGUCUUUGUCAUGAAGGACAACAGCACCGACAGCAGCGACAUUACAGCUGUGUUUGCCAGUAAUGUAAAAAUAGGACAGCGGCUUCUUGCUGUUGGGAAUGACCGGCCAGACCGCCUCAUCUCUGCAAGAGUGACAAAAACGUAUAUGGAGCAUUGUGAAGGGUCUUAUGCACCUGUAACAUCUCAUGGAACCAUCAUAGUGGACCAGGUUUUGGCUUCCUGCUAUGCGGUGGUUGAGGCUCACGACCUGGCACACUGGGUUCUUGCACCAGUACGACUAUGGCACUCAUUCUUGUCACUGGUUGGGAUGGUGAACGAGCUCAACAGUCUCCACCAAGCGGAUGGUGUCCACUGGUAUCCAGAGCUCCUCUACCACGUGGGUGGCUGGCUUUUGGACAGCAGCUCUUUUCACCCACAAAGCUGA